Fusarium fujikuroi IMI 58289 is the source of this 978-nucleotide messenger RNA. Its product is annotated as related to dehydrogenase/reductase. Gene Ontology annotation, molecular function: 3-beta-hydroxysteroid 3-dehydrogenase (NADP+) activity. The coding region runs from base 1 to 978 and encodes 325 amino acids. The transcript has 2 exons. Lineage: Eukaryota; Fungi; Ascomycota; Sordariomycetes; Hypocreales; Nectriaceae. Gene Ontology annotation, cellular component: mitochondrial outer membrane; lipid droplet; endoplasmic reticulum membrane. The record is from RefSeq and is a predicted model, not a curated record.
AUGACUGGAACUAUCGUCAUAACCGGCGCCAAUGGCUCUCUCGCCCUUGCCUAUGUAGCGCAUCUCAUAAAAACCCAGCCAUCAUACACCAUCCUCGCAACAGUCCGCAAUACAUCUCCCUCCGACCCCAACACCGCCCAACUUUCCUCCAUCCUCUCCUCGCACCCCAAAUCCUCCAUCGAAGCUCUCGACCUCUCUCUUCUCUCAAACGUACGAGCCUUCUCCGAAAAUACAGCAAAGAGAGUAGCUUCUGGCGAAAUACCUCCUAUAAAAGCUAUCAUCUGCAAUGCUUUCACCAUGUCUGUAACAGAGCAGGUUUACACUCCCGAUGGCUUCGAGAGGACGUUCCAUGUCAACCAUUUAUCUCAUUUUGUUCUGGUGCUAAAGUUGAUUGGAAGUAUGGCGAGCGAUGGGAGGAUCGUGAUGCUUGGUUCGGAUACACACUAUACAACUCGCUCACACCCACUUUUUAAGCAACGACCUGGUAUUCCAGAAGAUACUGAGCUUUUAGUCAAGCCGAAGCUGGAUAAGAAGGGAAAAGAGUAUGAUGGAGGAUUCCAUCGGUAUGGAAACUCGAAGUUAGCAAAUAUCAUGUUCAUGCAGGAUCUCAACGCCAGGCUUGAGAAGAAUCCCACACUCUCUGGUAUCACCGCUAUAGCAAUGGACCCAGGCGGCAUGGUCGAUUCCCGUGCGCACAGGAUUCAGACGCCGUUUAUGCGGUUUGCUUUCAGCCUUGUGCUUAUAUCACUCCCCAUUCUUCGCCACUUCACCGAUAUUAUGCGGCCAGCAGCGCAAUCAGGUCGAGAGUUGGUCGAGCUGAGCGUUGGGGAGAAAUUCAAGGGCACAAAGGGGUAUUUCAUGGGGGCCAGACGGGAGGAAGAGGAUAUUGCCUGUAAGGAUGUCCAUAAGAGGGAGCUCUUGUGGAAUGCUUGUUGGGAGUGGGCUGGGAUGAGGGAGGAAGAGACCGUUUUGUUGUAA